AUGACGACGCGUCCGCCGCCUGAUACCGUGUGGGAUCUUAUUCGGGACGGGAACCCCGAGCAUGAGCAUCCUGAUCCUGCGUUAGGGGGGUGGGCGCCUCCCGAUGCUCGGAUCUCAUUUAUUGGGGAGGGUGGAUCCAAGUUUGUGGAGAUUAUCCCGGAGGGCCGGGUUUUCCAUGCUCCGCUCCCUGAGGGAGUACAGGCGGUCCCGGACCGUACGGCCAAUGCGAUGGUGGGGGUGAUCAACCGGUUGAAGUCCGCGUUGGUUCGGGCCCGAUCCGCACUUUCUUGCAGGAGCCCCCGCUCUACUCAGACGGAGACAGGGCGAGCCGGGGCCGAUGACGCGGGGCCGUCGGGGUUCGGGGGACGCGGCCCCGAGGAGAGAGAACGGGAACGGCACUCUCCCCUACGGCAUCGUCGUUCUGACGUGGGGACGAGUACUUCUGGGGAGCGAUCUGGGCCGGAGCGUGGGCGACGUUCCCUGUCAGUGGCUCGUGAGCCUAGCCCCGAGUUGCAGCCACAGCCUCAGCAUUGGGGAGGUUUUGUUCAAUUUGGUUUAUUCAUAGAUAAAGAUGGGGCGGUGUUGGAAUUAGAGAAUGGUGGUGGUGGUGGUGGCGGUCGUGGUGGGGUGGAGCAGGGGAGAAGCUGUAUUGAUCAUAAAUCUCUGAAGCAAAGUGGUGACCUUUUCUCUGAGUUGUUCAUUUGA
This is a messenger RNA of Spinacia oleracea (spinach), 705 nucleotides long. RefSeq lists its product as uncharacterized. The coding region runs from base 1 to 705 and encodes 234 amino acids. The transcript is spliced from 7 exons. Lineage: Eukaryota; Viridiplantae; Streptophyta; Magnoliopsida; Caryophyllales; Amaranthaceae. The record is from RefSeq and is a predicted model, not a curated record.